Messenger RNA from Metopolophium dirhodum (rose-grain aphid), 1032 nucleotides. RefSeq lists its product as uncharacterized. Lineage: Eukaryota; Metazoa; Arthropoda; Insecta; Hemiptera; Aphididae. The record is from RefSeq and is a predicted model, not a curated record. The transcript has 7 exons. The coding region runs from base 1 to 1032 and encodes 343 amino acids.
AUGCCCAAGUAUUGCAAUAGUAAGGGACGAUCGCUUAAGCGAUGGGUGGUAGUUAUUUUUCCUGAAUCAAACGACUACAGUGUGAUACCAGUGAAUUGGCUUGUCCAAUCAAUCGAUUUGGUGGAACUAUCAGACACACUGAUUAACGUUGAUUCAGUUCAGUAUUGUAAAUGGCCACCAUUUAAAGUGACAAAUAUUGAGUUACUUAAUGCCAUUGAUCCAGAUAAAUCUUGGAAGUUAUAUAAGAUCAAAAUCGUUGAUAAUAAAAUUUAUGUUAAUUUUAAACAGGCGUGGUCCAAGCAAGUGGAUAUAGAAACUUCUGCAACUGAAAAUGAAUAUGAAACACCUAUAUCCAAUAAAAAGCGUAAAAUGAGUUCAUCUUCAGAUGACAGUUAUGAAGGUAUAAAUGUAGCUGUUGAACCUGUCGGUCAUAAAAAUGUUGGUGUUCCUUAUGCAACUGAGUCUAUCCGACAUUACACCGAAUUACAGGUAACAAAUGAUACAGCAUCUAUUGAUCAACAACCAUCUCCUGUGUUACAAACUGAAGCUAGUACAUCAUUUUCAAGCUCAGCAGUUAUCAUAAAUGCAUUCAACGAUAAUUUAAACAAGCUAAAAGUUAUUUUACUUUUAAAUUCAACUGCGAUGGCUAAUCAGUACAUUGACACAAAUUUUUUAUCUUUGUUUCCAAUCAACAACAAAGAUGGCUUCCAAUUAAUUGAAAAUAAUAUUAUAAAUGAAUUGGACUUUGUUACAAAGCUGGAAUCAUUUAUCAAAAGUAUUGGUGGUUGUGGAUCAAAAAACAAUAUAACUAGAGUACUACAGAAAUUAUUUACUAACGAAUUUGCUAUAAUAACUACAUGGACUGGUCGUGGGAAAAAUAUAUCUAUUUCCAUAGGCACUUCAGAAAUUGUGAAACUAUUAAGAAGAAUCAUUAAAGCUAAUUCAAAUAAUACUUUAACUGAUUCAGAGUUCGAAAUUGUGGUGGCUAAUUGGCUAAGACAUGCCAAUACUCGUUUGAAUAGAUCAAAAUAA